Astyanax mexicanus (Mexican tetra) is the source of this 1337-nucleotide messenger RNA. RefSeq names its product secreted frizzled-related protein 5. The record is from RefSeq and is a predicted model, not a curated record. NCBI's taxonomy places the organism in Eukaryota, Metazoa, Chordata, Actinopteri, Characiformes, Acestrorhamphidae. Gene Ontology annotation, molecular function: Wnt-protein binding. The transcript has 4 exons. Gene Ontology annotation, biological process: non-canonical Wnt signaling pathway; canonical Wnt signaling pathway; negative regulation of canonical Wnt signaling pathway. Bases 352 to 1236 code for a protein of 294 amino acids.
UCACAUCACCAAUCCCCCCACAUCACCAAGCCCUUCACAUCACCAACCCCACCACAUCAACACUUCACAUCACCAGCCCUUCACACCAACAAACCCUUCACAUCACUAUUAAAGAAAAGUAACCAAAAGUUUUUUUUCCCCAUCAGAAAAAUGUAAUGAUCGAUACACUCUUUCUCUCCCUCUCUCUCACUCACACACACACACACACACACACAUCUCAAGUAUCAUAAGACCCGCCUUCAUUGGGCCUCCAAUGGUGAUGUAUAAAUACUCCCAUCACCGCUCUGCCCUGACACUUCACUGAACCAGUGGUCCUUAGAAACCUGCCUGGCUAACACCUCCAUCAGGACUAUGUCCGUACAUCUGUCUGUUCUGCUGCUGCUCCUGCUAGGCCAGAGCUCAUGGGCCAUGCCUGACGGGCACUGGGAGCCACGCGGCUCCUCACGCUGUAUCCCCAUCCCUUCCAACAUGGCUCUGUGCCAGGGCCUAGGCUACAACACCAUGCGGAUGCCCAACCUGCUGGGCCACGAGUCACCCGCUGAAGCUGUACAGCAGAGCGCCAGCUGGCUUCCCCUGCUCGCCCGAGAGUGCCACCCGCACGCCCGCAUCUUCCUCUGCUCGCUCUUCGCUCCUGUGUGUCUCGAGAGGAUCAUCUCUCCCUGUCGGAGUCUGUGUGAGUCUGUACAGGACAGCUGUGCUCCAAUCAUGAACUGUUAUGGCUACCCCUGGCCCAGAAUCCUCCACUGCAACCAGUUCCCCAAAGACCAUCUGAUGUGCAUCUCCUCAGUCACACACAUGCCAAACAGCACCAAUCACGGACGCAGAGCAGUGCCACAAGCCAGCUGCAAUGACUGCCAGUUAGAGGAGAACACAUCAGCCAAGGAGCUGCUGGAGUUGUUCUGUAAAAGUGACUUUGCAGUCAAAGUUCGUCUAGCACAGUCCAACUCCAGCAGCUCGACUCUGGCUAAGUUCUCGCUGGGUUCUCGACUGGAGGUUCUAAAGCACGGGCCACUGCUGGGAGGGGAGAUGAGGGGCAGGCUGACCCUGUGGUUGGAACGGGAUGCCACCUGCGUGGGCAACCUCAGCCGCCAUCAUCCCCAGGGUGCCACCUUCCUCCUGACGGGUACAGUGACGGGCGAGAGACUACUGGUAAACAAGGCGUUCAGCUGGAACAAACACCAGCGGCAGCUCAACCAGGCCACUCGGAAAUGGAAACGCCAUCGGUGUCGGGGAUAAAGAGCGGACAGAGGGAGCGUCAGGAUGUGGACGAGGAGAAAGUGAAGGAAAUGAACAGAUGGGAGGAUGACAAUGCAACAGUAAAAAAAAACUGUGCUGGA